CUUUUGAGUCAGUCCUCGAUCGAAUCGAUUGUCAUGCACCUCCGUCGCGUGGUUAACCUCAGCCGCUCCAGCAUCCUUGGCCGCCGGUGGAACCAUUCCUUGGUGUCGCCGGAAUGGGUGGUCGACACGAAAACUAAACUAAGCGUAUUGGACUGUGGCUCCCUCGAUGGCUACCACCGGGGACAUGUGCCUAACGCGCUGCACUUUGGCUUGCCGUCCAAGGACCCAAAGGAUCCGUUCCACAUCAUCUCGGAAAACUACUACCGAUCGUACUUGGAGAAACUUCCCGUCGACGAAGACACCACCCUCGUCUUCUACGACGACUCGAACCACUUGCAAGCUACCCGUGCAUGGUGGGUGAGCCGGUAUUACGGGUUCCCAAAGGAUCAAAUCAAGAUCCUCAAUGGUGGGUUCCGUUACUGGGUCGAAAACGACUUUGAAGUGUCGUGCUCGGCCCCGUCGCCGCCGUCGCCAUCUUCCUCCCGUCCUACCAUCAAGAAGGAUGCUUCCCGCGUCAUCUCGUUGGAUGAAUUGAAGGCGCUCGUUGUGGCGGGCGCUGACACUGACGUGCAGUUCUUGGACACGCGCUCCUCUGACGAAUACACGGGUGCGGCGGCCCAUGGCAACGCCCGACCCGGUCAUGUGCCUCGCGCACUGCACCUUGAGUGGUCCGACACGCUUCAACCCAACGGGCAGUUCAAAUCCACGGACGAACUGAUCGCGCUCGUGGCGGCCGCCGGCCUCUCCGCCGACCAGCCCGUCGUCACGUACUGCCAGCGCGGCAUCCGGGCGGCCCACACGGCGUACGUGCUCGAAGAGCUCUUGGGGUUUCCUGCCGUCCGCGUCUACGAAGCGUCCAUGCUGGAGUACUUGAACCAGCCGGAUACCAAGGUCGAAAAAUAGUAAUUUCCAUCGCAAGUAGAUCUAGACGAACCGUCGCAUCCGGUUAAUAUCCGAAAUUCACGCUUCUCUGAUUGGUCCA
Aphanomyces astaci is the source of this 982-nucleotide messenger RNA. RefSeq lists its product as hypothetical. The coding region runs from base 34 to 903 and encodes 289 amino acids. Lineage: Eukaryota; Oomycota; Saprolegniomycetes; Saprolegniales; Verrucalvaceae. The transcript has 5 exons. The record is from RefSeq and is a predicted model, not a curated record.